AUGUCAAACCUCAUGCCGCCCGGCUGGACCGCACAUCAAACCCCCGACGGCCGUUGGUACUUCCACCACGGCCCGACGAACGCCACGCAGUGGCACGCGCCUCCCCCGCAAUCCGGUGGCGCGCCGCCGCCGCCUCCGCCAGGCGCGUACCCCGCACACACAUACCAAUCGCACGCCCCCAAACCCCACGGCCACUCGAGUCACUGCCCGCCCGCCGCCGCCGCCGCGAGCGCGCCGAGCUCCUCGCGCUACGUGUACCGGCACGCGGUGGACUUCAAGCUGAAGGAGAAGCCGUUCUCGCUGUCCGGCGACGACUUCUCGAUCACCAACGUGCAGACGGGCGAGCAGACCUUCAAGGUGAAGGGCAACGCGUUCUCGUUCAAGGACUCCAAGUCGCUGCUCGACUCGCACGGCCGCCCGCUAUACAAGAUGUCCGAGGCGCUGCUCUCGCUGCGCGGCCGAAUGAAGAUCGUCGACCCGAGCUCCGGACGCACCGUCAUCAACCUCCGCCGAAAGGGCUUCAUCCCCCACUUCGGCACAGGCACCAUCCAGGCUUGGCAGGGCGACGAGGAGGCAGGCGCCCCGCUGUACGAGGUCAAGGGAAACCUCGUUCGCAAGGACUUUGUUGUUAGGAGUGGAGGCCGGACCGUCGCCACCGUGCAGAGGAAGCUCUUCACUGCGAGUAACUUCCUCCUCGGGAAGGACACUUACGUCAUUCGCGUGCAGCCCGGCAAUGAUGCCGCCCUGCUUGUGUUCUUCGUCAUUGCUAUUGACGAACAGUAUCGCGAUGAUGGCAACAGCGGCGGCGGCCUGUUUUAGAGAGGGCGUCUUGUUUUUAUUAUUAUUAUUAUGCUUGCUGCAUGUACAAUAGGGAUGCAAGGUAUGCGUGUUGCUGCCACGUUCAGCGUCGCGUUUAUGUACAGUAUAUAUGCUCGUAAAGCCCUACUGCUCGAAAAUGCGUUUCUCUUUGUCAUGGGAGCCAUAAGUGCACACGUAGCACACGCAUGACAGCACGAUCAGCU
This is a messenger RNA of Chondrus crispus (carragheen), 1022 nucleotides long. RefSeq lists its product as hypothetical. Lineage: Eukaryota; Rhodophyta; Florideophyceae; Gigartinales; Gigartinaceae. The coding region runs from base 1 to 819 and encodes 272 amino acids. The record is from RefSeq and is a predicted model, not a curated record. Gene Ontology annotation, molecular function: protein binding. The transcript has 2 exons.